Molecule: messenger RNA, 2615 nt
Organism: Corythoichthys intestinalis (scribbled pipefish)
Lineage: Eukaryota; Metazoa; Chordata; Actinopteri; Syngnathiformes; Syngnathidae
Gene: eme2
Product: probable crossover junction endonuclease EME2
Exons: 8
Coding region: 109-1332 (407 amino acids)
Biological process (GO): double-strand break repair; replication fork processing; mitotic intra-S DNA damage checkpoint signaling
Cellular component (GO): nucleus; Holliday junction resolvase complex
Molecular function (GO): DNA binding; crossover junction DNA endonuclease activity
Source: RefSeq, a predicted model, not a curated record
AUGACCCUCAGCAGACACUGUUGGAGGCAGAAUGUAAAUAAGUAUCAUAACCGAUUGGCGGGACUUACUAAACUAUAACGAAUUCUCGGGAAAUCUUGAACAAGUAGUAUGUCCACGGUGCCUACGUCUACCGUAUGGGAAAUAUCAGAUUCGGAUACGGAAGUUGAAGGUAUCGGCGAUUUAAUACUUGAUGAAGGGUCCAACAAUUUGGCUGCUAAAAACGUUUUAGUUCCACCACCAUCGUAUGAUUAUGAACUGCCAAGUCCACCGAAAAAACGCCGUUCCAAAGAGGAGAUCGAGGCGGAAAAGGAGAAAGUCAGGUUACGGAGGGAGGCUCGAGAGAAGAUCCGAGCUGUGAAGGAGCGAGAGAAGCUGGAGAAGAAGAAGGAGGUACAGAGAAGGAAAGAAGCUGCACAACAUCUCAACAAUCUCAAGCCUGAAAACUAUCUUAAAUGUUUGACUCUCUGCAUAGAUCCAGCUCUCCUUCAACAGAAAGGCUCUGACGUCCUGCUUGGCACAGUGUCUUCUUUUGAAUGGCAGUACAGCAUCCAAAAACAACCCCUUCCUAACAGCAUCACAUGGACCAGGGAUUUACCUCAGCUGUCUGAUGACGUGUCAGCAACAGAUGUAGAAGACCAGCUGGUGCAGGUCAUUGGACCUUCUGAAUUCUUAGACAUGGUAAUCUCUGUAAAAAAAAUGAUUGACAGUGAAGAGGAGGAACCAGGUUUGGAUUCUUCUCUCAAUCAGGAUUCUGUGAAGAAGCUCACUGUUUUAGUAACCGAGCACCAGUCACAUUGCAGGAAACAGGCUCAUGCGACAGGUGACUCAAUCCAAUCCAAAUAUGGUGGAAAGGAUCUGGAUGUUGAGGAGGUUCUCGUCUACCUGCAGCUGUACAAAAACACAUCUGUCGUCUUUCUUGAGGGCUGGCAAGAAGUUACAGAUCACGUGUGCGCCGUCACCAAGGCCUUGUCCAAACGCCCUUUUAAGCUGCUCACGGAGCAACCGGAGCUGCCAUUCUGCGUGGACGGCUCAUGGGCUAGCGGGGCACGGGUGGAGAAGGAUGGCUCUGGCCUCAAGCAGGUGUGGACCAAGCAGAUCCAGCAGCUCAACAGAGUUAGUCAGGCUACCGCCUCCUGUGUGACAGCAGCCUAUCCGUCACCUCAACUGCUACUGCGGGCAUAUGAAGCCCUGAGUUCAGAGGAGGACAAAAAGAAGCUGUUGGCCAAUCUGGUGGUGAAAGGGGAAGGCAAAGACAGGCGUGUCGGACCAGAGAUUUCCACCAGAGUUUACCGCUGUCUCACCACUCAGAACCCUGAACUGGUUCUGGACUAACUCAAAAUGGUUGACUUGUUAUUGAGGGUUCUAGACUGUUAACUAGCUGGUAUCAUGUGACACAUGUUGUCACCAAGCUAAAAGUAUACCUUGGUUAUCAUGUUUACACCAUUUCAGGACGUAAGUAGAGUUCAUGAAUCAUGGCUUGAUUACGAUUCUUUCCUGAAUAAUGUACGUAUGGCCAUGUUUUUGUCUUUUGGUUUUUAUUUUGAAGGAUUUUCCAAGUAAGAAAGUGAAAUGUUAUAAAACGUUCUUUACAUAGUAUCAAAAAGUAUUUCCCUUUUUCCUUGCGUCUAAUCAUCAUUCCCCCACAUUUUUUGAAGUCUAAUCUGUUGUCACUUACAUUCAUUACAGACUCAUGAAGCUCUCUGCUACACAUGACGUCGUCACUGUCAGAUUGAGUUCAGUGUUUAUCUGUGGCUGAAUAGUUGCAACAUACUCAUGGAUUCACAGGUAUCAUAUCCAGCGACAUCUUUUACUCUGAUGAUCUUCUGGCCCGGGGCUGUCAUCGUUGUCGUCGCUGCUGCUGGGAGGCAUUGGAGUGCAGAGUAGGGAGCACGACGAUUCAAAACAAGCUUCUGGGACUGGGCUGGGGUAGGCACUGAGGACUGGUUCAGACGGGGGGCUGGCGCCCCCCUCUGCUGGUGUGACUGAGAACACCCAGCCGAGCCGCCGGCGCAGGAGAGAGCACAGGCCCGGAGGCAGCUCCAGGACGGACGGUACAUCGGCGGAAGUGGGGAGUAUUUUGCGGAGACGCGUGCAGCAGAGGUACUGCAAGGAGGUGGGCGUGUAACAGGCGCGGAUCACCUUCAUGCUGCUUUUGGCCGCAGUGGAGCACAACAUGGGGUAGAGUUUCUUGUUCUGCAGCCUUGUGGCCGCCACACCUGUACACGGAAAAACAGGGAUGUUGUUCUGUGAUUGAUUCUAUAAAUAUUUGUGGCGUUUUUUGUUUGGUUUUGUUUUCAAAUUGAAUAAAUACAAAUGUAUCAAAGUAUCCAUUUGUUUUUUCUAUUACCGUAUUGGCCCGAAUAUAAGACAGUGUUUUUUGCAUUGAAAUAAGACGGAAAAAGAGGGGGUCGUCUUAUAUUCGCGGUCUUGACAUUAUACCCAUUCACGACGCUAGCUAGAUGGCGCCAGAUAUCAUUGGAGCGAUGUUCUGUCAUGACCGUUCUCAGCUACUCUCCCCAUUCACGACGCUAGAUGGCGCCAGAUAUCAUUGAAGCGAUGUUCUGUCAUGACAGAUCUCAGCUUCUCUCAAGUUUAACCAGUUUGCAUUAUUUUAU